UAUAGUUUUGAAUAAGAAAAAGUUUGUGAUUAUUUCUCUAUACAUAUAUAAUUUUUUAUUUAAACAAAUUUUAUAGCUAUUAUUUUGCGAAAAGAAUUUAGAGAGGUUUUCUUUUACUCGCGGACUUUUUAGUGAUUUAAACGGGCGCCAUCGUGCCACGUAAAGUACAAAAAUGACUUCCGGUUACUGUUGCGAUAAUUGGAAAUCAUCAUCGCUUCAAGAUGACGCCUUUUUGAGCGCAAUCCAAGAUUGAAGUCUUAUUUCUUUAGCACAUCACUUUCGAAUGUUUAUAUAAAUUCGAUUGGUUAGGUAAUCGACUGAUCCUUUUUUAUUUACGAUGCUUCGAAUUUCUCUUGAAAAAGAUUCAAAGAGAGUAUCUUGCGUCUCAAACUUUUCUGCGGAUGUAUCUUUGUGCGUUGCAAAUUGAAAUUUUCGGGCGUGUCCGAAAGUCGUAAUUCCCAACUUUUUUCUGCAAAUUUGAUGAUUCGCGAUCAAGGCGCGAAGAGAUUCAAAUUUAUAUUUUGCUAUCCAUUGACAGUAAAAUUAAUCGAAUGUUGUCUCGGAUAUUUAAAAUUCAGCACAAUUAUUAAAAAGAUCUAAUUUAAUUUGUUUGUGUAAUGCAUUUCUGCAAGAUAUAUUUUUACUAGAUGUUUAUAAUCUCAGAGAUUAAUAUGCGAAAUUUACUUUAGAAAGAAGGUUAGGUUAGGUUAUAAUAUUCGUGAAAUAAUUGUAGUUGAUUAUUUUAACAUUACUAUCGAAAGAAGUUAAUAUAAAAAUCAUUUUUAACUUAAGUUUUACUUUUUUAUUUAUACCUACUUUAACACAAUUGCGAUUGUGAAAAGUACAAAUUCAAUCAUGCAAAGUUAAUGUUAAAGUAUCAUCCUCAUCGAUCGAAAAGAUUGAACGACGAAGUACAUGAUUAAAUAAUUUGAGGUAUGAUUCCACACCUAUUGGAGUCGAGUUUUAUGGACUGUAAAUUUUAGGAGAGAGUUAAAUUUGUUUAUCAUGUAAUUUUUUUUUCUACUUUAAAUCAACAUGCUUUAUCUAAUCACACAUCUGUACCAAAUCAUUUCCCAGAGAUUGCAAUGCAAACGUAUAUAUUGUAACAUUUAUUUUUGUUUUACUUGUUUGGAAGAUAUGAUCACCGCUGAUCAACGAUUAACUGUUCUUUUAAUUGUUAAACAACAAUUACGUUUAAGAGCUUACAUUUUAGAGACAAUAUUUUUUUAUUAGUAUACCAAGUGUUUAUAAAGUUACUCUUUUUUCAGAAUAGAUAAACAUAUUAGAUUUUACCAGAAUGUCUUCUGAGGUUCAAGAAGCAGGACUCCAGGAGUCUUCAGAUCAGUAUGUUCAGAUGCAACAGCUUUUGCCAAGAGGAAGAAAGGAAGGAUGUAGUAUGUUGGAUGAUUUAAAUUUUUUGGCUAUUAUUCCAUAUGCCACUUUAAGAAUGCGCAACAUUGCUCAUUUGUCUAACGAGCAAUGCGCUAAUGCUAUUUUCAAUCAUUUGCAAUCAAGCGAUAAGUUUAUGCAGAAUGAUCCUGAGUCCAAACAGUUCAGGUUGGAGACGGUGAGGACAAUACCACAGUGCCUCACUGUGAAAAAAUUUGUUAAAUCACAGCUGUUAGCAACUAUCAAUCGAAAGACAAGGAAAAGAUCGAUUAACUGUUGGAAACUGUUUAGAUAUAAUGUUAGUUUAAAGUUUGCAAAGAUUUGGGUAAUAAUGCGAAACUUCUUAUCGACAAUGAAAUUAUGGCAUCAAACAAUUAAAACUAUUGAGAGUCACCAUGGAAGUGGUAUAGCAACAUACUUGAAAUUUUUGAGAUGGUUACUCUUUUUCAACAUAAUUUCCUGCAUCUUGAGUGUAUCUUUUAUUGUGAUUCCACAAUCUUUGGAUCAAACGCAUGUACCAGACAACAUUAAAGUACUAGAUUUUUUAACAGGCAGUGGGUUUUUAUCUUACACAAUAAUGUAUUAUGGUUUUUAUUCUAAUGGCACAGUAGACGCACUACUUGGAACCAAAUAUAGCAUUCCAUUUGCCUAUUUUCUAACUCUGCUUUUUUGCUAUAUAAUUACGUUUAUUGCACUGUCUCUCAAAGUUAUAUCUUCUUAUAGAAAGUCUUACGUCGAGAUACGUGGAAAAGUGCACAAUUUAUAUUGCAACAAAAUAUUUUGUGGAUGGGACUUUAGCAUAUCUUCGUCAAAAACUGCCACCUUGCAAUCAGCAUCAAUUUAUAAAGAACUGGAAGAGCUGUUAGCCGAAACGCGACAGCAUAUACGUUUGCACUGGUUUGCCAAGUGUUUGUUAAUUAUAACGCAACUUGCCGUAACAUCUAUUGUUAUAUUUAUGAUUUGCGGUGCUGGUGCACUCGUUUGGACGCUGUUAAGUCUAAGGUACGAAAUAGAAGCAUCCCCAACUAUUUCGAUUAUGAUUGUACCAAUAGUUAUUACUACCAUCAUUCACAUCUUUCCAGCGAUUAUCUCCUAUCUAGCGUCGCUAGAAUGCUACAGUAACAAACGCACAGAACUUUACGUAACAAUUGUCAGAAGUUACACAGUUGCCGCGACAAUAAUUGGUACUUUAUUUGUCUUCUGGAUAAUUAACAGUACGUCGCAUUGCUGGCAAACUCACUUAGGAGAAGAGAUCUAUCGGCUUAUCAUAGUGGAUUUCAUAGCUUCGCUACUAGAGGCAUGUUUACAUUUUACACGGUCCAUGUUAUACAAAGGAUUUUCGACGAAAAUCGGCAGACCGAAAUUUGAUAUCGCUCACAACACAUUAAAUCUCAUAUAUAAUCAGACGCUCUUUUGGAUGGGAUUUUAUUUUAGUCCACUAAUAUCCGUUACGAUCGUGAUAAAAUUAAUUUUUACGUUUUACGUGAAAAAGUACGAACUAAAAAGAUAUUACCAGCGGCCGUCACAACCCUGGCGAGCGGCACAAACGCAAACGCUGUUCCUGGCGCUGGCGUUUUUCAGCGUUAUUGUCGUAUUAUUCACGAUAGGAUACAUCAUCACGAAUGUGAAAAGUGACGAGUGUGGACCAUUCAGAAAUCAUACUCACACUUGGGAUUUUAUUGUUGACGGAAUGUUUUCGUUGAAAAGAGAUAGUCCGUUUUGGAACGUUGUUUCAAAACUCACGAAUUCAGUAACUGGCGCUGCGAUAUUGGUCGGCAUGUGUAUUGCAGUGUAUUGUCUUCGAGCAAAAGCAAACGCGAGUAAGGAACUUUUACAAAUUUUGUCGGACAUGCUUGUUCUGCAGUCUCAAGAUAAACAAUUUCUUUUAAAAAGUUUCGGUAAAUGUGCUAAUAAACAUGCUUGUGUUUCUAAUGAAAAUAAUCUUAGCCAGGAUGUUGGGCUUGCUGAGCAAAAUUAUGAAAAUAAAAAAAUUUUACUUUCUCGUCGACGUACUUUAUCAUCGAUCAAUUUUGAAGAAAGAUGAUUAUAGUUAAUAAUAUGCAUUAGUUGACAAUUUGGUAACAAACUGCCAAAGCCUAUAUUAGAAGCAUAAUUUUUUUACAUAUAGUUGUAAUUACUUUUAAAUCUCAUUUAAGAAUUACUUCUACGAUUUGUUAAAAUCUGAACGUUCAAGAUUGUUAUAUAUAAUAAAAUAAUAACAUUUUUAAUAUAACACUUUUUACACAAUAUUAGACAAUAAAAUAAUAAUUAUCUAAUUGUGUUAUGCAUAUUGUGAUCUUAUCUUAAUUAAUAAUUAUUUAUAUAAUUAUAUAUAAUUGUAGAUAAUACCAUUUAUAUUCAAUCUCAGUAAUCCUUUAUUUUAUUUUAAUGUACAUAUAUAUAUUAUGUUCGUAAA
Molecule: messenger RNA, 3805 nt
Organism: Monomorium pharaonis (pharaoh ant)
Lineage: Eukaryota; Metazoa; Arthropoda; Insecta; Hymenoptera; Formicidae
Product: transmembrane channel-like protein 5
Exons: 9
Coding region: 1298-3433 (711 amino acids)
Cellular component (GO): plasma membrane
Molecular function (GO): mechanosensitive monoatomic ion channel activity
Source: RefSeq, a predicted model, not a curated record